AUGGGUCGCUGGGGAUUCCGCCUUUUUGAAGGCGACAGUGAUAUUGACAUUGCAUGUGUCAUGCCCGACGGCCUUUGCAUCCAGACAGGAAACUGGGAGCACACCCUCGCUUCGACGGUUUUCCAAACCGAUAUGCUCGCACCUGCUCAGGCGCGUGCACGCUAUCGCACAGAGGAGUACAAAAAUGAGCUUGCCGAUGAGAUCGUCCCCUAUGUGCGUUGGAAGCUCGACACAAAUGGCCUUGGUGACCAGCUCUUUGCCGCCUACCGUGCCGAAGAGACCAAGCCACCUGGUAUGAAUGGUAAUCCUCGCUACAUUACAAUCAUCUUCGGUGCUCUGAUGCUACGAGCUGGUGCCAAGAUCAAGGCUGAGGAUCUGCAGCACUUGCGUGCCUUGGUUCCUCAGGUGAACUGCCGCCCCAAUUGGAUUCUUGGUGAUGACGAUUUCCGCACCCCGGGUCGCGCCCAAUUCCUUGCUGCGUUGGAUCGCUACCAGCCUGGUGUCCCGAGUGACUUCCAGGAACCAAGUUGCUUCCAGUGUGGCAAGGUCGAGCGUGAUAUUGGCAAAGUUCCAAUGUUUUGCAAGCGGUGCAAGAAUGCUUGGUACUGCAACAAGGAUUGCCAGCGACAGCAUUGGCCGGAUCACAAAGUCGUUUGUGUUGCUCCCGCAAACCGGCGUACGCUGAACGUCUAA
This is a messenger RNA of Penicillium canescens, 693 nucleotides long. Its product is annotated as zinc finger MYND domain-containing protein. Gene Ontology annotation, molecular function: DNA-binding transcription factor activity, RNA polymerase II-specific. The coding region runs from base 1 to 693 and encodes 230 amino acids. The transcript has 4 exons. Gene Ontology annotation, biological process: regulation of transcription by RNA polymerase II. Lineage: Eukaryota; Fungi; Ascomycota; Eurotiomycetes; Eurotiales; Aspergillaceae. The record is from RefSeq and is a predicted model, not a curated record. Gene Ontology annotation, cellular component: nucleus.